UGAUCUUUUUAACAAAAAAAUUAAACUACAGACAGAUAAAAAAGGUCCAACUUGAUUUAUGACAUCCACAAAAAAACAAAAAACAACAUUGUCAAAUUUAUUACAGAAUCAUGUGUCACAUGAGUAAUCUAUGAAACAAAGUACUAGUUGUUUUUCCUCAGAUUCUGAACCAAGAUUCUUGAUUUUUAUGAUAAGAAAAAAAAAGACACUGAAAGUGUAAAGAGGAUAAAUGGAGAUGCAAUCAUGGUCAACUGAUUUCUUGCCAUUUUUGGCAAUGGUGAUUGUGGAAUGCGGUGAAAUGGGGAUGAUUACACUUGGUAAAGCUGCUAUGAAUGAUGGACUCAACAAUCUUGUUUAUGUUGUUUACUAUAAUGCCCUUGGUACCCUUUUUCUUCUUCCUUUCUUAAUCUUCCAUAGGUGCAGCAGAAGCAAUAUGGCUCCUAUUACCUUGUCUAUAUUGUGGAGAUUCUUCCUUCUUGGCCUGUUGGGAAUUUGUUUCCUGCAGGCAAUGGCUUUUACAGGUAUUAAAUACAGCUCUCCUACUCUAGCAGCUGCUUUAGGGAAUUUGAUGCCUGGUUUUACAUUUUUGCUUGCCAUCAUUUUCAGAAUGGAGAAGUUAGAUAUAAGAAAGGCCAGCAGUCAAGCAAAAUCUGUAGGCACUGUAGUGGCAAUUGUAGGGGCAUCCAUCAUGACUCUAUACAAAGGACCAAGAGUAUUAGGAUCAAAUUUUCCUUCUGAUUCAUCUUAUCACUCUUUAGUACUUUCACAAGAAUCAAAUUGGAUACUCGGAGCUCUUCUGAUAAUCACCACCUGCAUCAUGUCUGCUGGAUGGAACAUUCUUCAGACAGAUACAGUGAAGAAGUACCCUGAACAUAUGACAAUAGUGUUCUUUACUUGCUUGUUUGGGAGUAUUCAAAUUGCAACUUUAACUCUGGCAUUAGAAAGCAAUCCAAAGGCAUGGAUGGUGAAGCCUGGGAUUGAGAUAAUAGCCAUUGUUUUUUCAGGAGUUUCAGGAAAUGUCUUUCGUUACAACGUUUUGACAUGGUGCUUGGAUAAGAAAGGUCCUCUUUACGUAGCCAUGUACAAGCCUUUGGGAAUGGUCAUAGCAGCAAUUAUGGGGAUCAUUUUCCUUGGAGAUUCACUCCAUUUAGGAAGUGUUAUCGGAGCAGUUGUCAUAUCUGCUGGAUUUUAUUCCGUGCUGUGGGGAAAGGCUAAAGAGAUCAAGUCCAUGGUUGAAGUUGAGGACAUUGUUUGUGUAAUUGACUCAUCAAACCAAAGAAGCCCUCUUUUGCACAAGUAAAUUACAACAAAAAAAACAUCAAGUAUUAAUUGAAUGCUUGACUUAAGAUGAACAAGAAAAAUGCUGAGUGGCCGAGGCAUCUGAUAAAGGAGACACAAGUUAGCCGGGGUAGACAAGUAACUAAAACAGAAACGGAAUCAGGCUUUAAACUUGAUACUGUCAAUCUUAACGUAUGUUUCUACUCAACUUCAACUUGUCAGUUUUUGAACUGUAUAUUUGUUUAAUAUUUAGCUUUUCACGUAUA
Molecule: messenger RNA, 1544 nt
Organism: Capsicum annuum
Lineage: Eukaryota; Viridiplantae; Streptophyta; Magnoliopsida; Solanales; Solanaceae
Product: WAT1-related protein At5g40240
Exons: 7
Coding region: 230-1300 (356 amino acids)
Cellular component (GO): plasma membrane
Molecular function (GO): transmembrane transporter activity
Source: RefSeq, a predicted model, not a curated record